Molecule: messenger RNA, 26319 nt
Organism: Naegleria lovaniensis
Lineage: Eukaryota; Heterolobosea; Eutetramitea; Acrasida; Naegleriidae
Exons: 2
Coding region: 1-26319 (8772 amino acids)
Source: RefSeq, a predicted model, not a curated record
AUGGUGAAUUUGUACAUUGAUGCGCAGAUUCAUCAGCAUUCUCCUCAAUCCGAUGGUUGGCAAAUGACCUCAUCAUUGCCCAAAUCCAUCUCAUCAACACGACAACAAUACAAUAAUAGCAAGCCUUAUUACCGUUCCAUGUGUAUGACACUGUUAUUCUAUUGUUGUUGCUUGUUGUUAGUAGUAUCAAGCACAAGUUUUCUAGUAAGCAAUGUCCAUUCGUUACCAAUAUGUAACGGAAGGCUCUCAACAGACAAUUUGGUUUGUUCAGGACAUGGAUGGUGUACAGACGCUGGCGUAUGUAUGUGCGAUCCUGAUUAUAACGGCACGAAUUGUGAACAAUUUACAUGCAAUGGAAUUGCAAGUGGAGAAGCUAGUGUUUGCAGCGGACAUGGUCAAUGCAUAGAGCCACUUGGCUGUAGAUGCGAUGUUGGCUAUAAAGGAUUGGCUUGUGAACAAUUAUAUGAUCCUAAUGCUCCAUCUACAAGUAGUUGCAUUACAGAUGCUAGUGGACAAUGUACAACCUCGUCUUCACUCUCACAAACAGCAGCAUUAGGUAAUUCACAAUCUGAUUCUGGAACCUCUUCUUCGUGUACAUCACCCAACGAUGUCAUAACCAACCCUCUGUGUUCAACUCCUUCAAGCGGCGCAACGAGUUCUUGGUCUUUCAAUGAAGAUUUUCAAAUGUACUUUACCCUGAACGAAACAAAACAAGUAGGGUCAUAUAGAUUUGUUGUUGAUAGUUUCAAUCAAGAUUAUAUGCUAUUGCUUGGCAAUGGUGUAACUUUAGAGACUGUUGACAAAAUGCGGGGCAAUGCGCUUUCAUUCUCUGGUAUUGGUGGUAUUAAUCUCAACAAAAGCCCUCUUGCAUACAUGUCCAAUGAUUUUACCAUAAGCAUUUGGAUCAAAUUGGAUUCCACCAUAACCUCACAACAAACAAUAUUUUCAAUUAACAGUACAGUCUCUUGUUGGUCAUUUUCAUUGAAUCCAUCUUCAAUGGCUUCGUUCAAAAGUGAAGUUCAUUCUGACCUCUCUUGUUCAAUUCCAACCGCAUUGAUGAAUGAUGCUGGUUAUAAGCAUUUGAUCAUUUCAAAAUCAAACAGUGCAGGUCUCAAAGUGAUUAUUGGAAGAUCUCUCCCUAAUACUACAUACUUUACAUGUAUUGACGAGCCAACACUCACUUCAGACUUGAAUAACCCACAAAACGUCGAAGGAAAUAGUGCCAUAGGGUAUAAUGCAAACUCAGGAUCUGCAUUCUUUGAAGGUAAACUUGACGAGAUGCACAUUUUCCAUAGAACUCUCUCUGAUAAUGAAAUUUCAGUACUUAGAUACAAGGGAUAUGGUUGUUUAGACGUUCAGUACUCAACAAAUGAAUCAUUGUGCAAUUAUGGUGAUUGUAUUAGUGGAACAAAGUGUCAAUGCAAGGACAGUAGAUUCAUGGGAGACGAUUGUGCUGCUUCAUGUUUUGGAAUUAGGGCAGAUAAUGAAUCGUUUGUUUGUUCGGGACUUGGUGUUUGUACUUCGCUCGACACAUGUGAGUGCGACCAAAAUCAUUAUGGACCCGAUUGUUCUUUCUUGAAAAGCGUUUCUUACGUGAAUCAGACUUUCACACUAAAAUGGAGAUUUCAUGAGAAGUAUAUUUCCACAGAUCUUAAAGUCGAAGAGUUGAGAGGUCACUUUAAUAUUACAAUAGAAGGAACAACAAUGCUCGAAUCAAGAUUCAAUAGAGAUUUUGGUCUUGUUCAACUUGACGGAAUUUCAAAUUACAUUGAUUUAUACAAUCAUCAAGAUGAUUCCCCUUUCAGAAAGUUGAGAAAUAAUUUUCAUCUUUUCAUUCGUAUCAGUUCUCCCGUGUUUGAGCGUGUUUAUGAUGAAAUUUUCCAAGAAAUUUUGAAUUUAAAUAGUGGAGCCAAGUGGAGGCUGGCCAUGUCAAACAAGGGAUAUUUUGUUUUUGAAGGAUGGGAACGCUCCUCUUCUCAAUCAAUUCCACAAAAAAUAUCUUUCAACACAACAAUAAUCACUCCUACAAAUGAUGGCUUCUACGAAAUUUUCAUCAUCAAAAGCGCAAGAGAUGGUCUGAAAAUUCUGAUUAAUAACCAGACCGUUGUUUAUGAUUUUUUAAGAGUUAACAACUUUGAAAAGUACACUGAUCCAAACGUUGGUUUAUUAUCGGAUGAUUCCUUUGAAUAUAUAACAUUGGGAAACAAACCAUCACUCAAUGGUGGAGGAUCAAAUUACUUGAACAGCUUUUUGGAUAGGUUGAUCAUUUGGAAAAACGAUGAUACAGCCCCUACCGCAUCCUAUGAUGAUAUGACAAAGGAGUUUACAUGUUCACUCAAAGAUCAAAUUUAUGCAGAUGAUUUUUGUUCUUCUCACGGAAAGUGCAUUGGAAUGGAUGAGUGCCAUUGUUUCUCGCCGUUUACUGGAACAUUUUGUGAGACACCAAUUUAUAUUUGUUUUGGCAUUUCAGGCAAUAGUACAAAUGUUUGCAGUGGCAAUGGAAAUUGUACAAACACUGAUGUUUGUACAUGUAACGCAAAUUUUGAAGGUAUUGAAUGUAACGAAACCAUUACAACAAACACAACUGGUCCUCAACCAACUUGCGUUCUAAAUUUACAAGGACAAUGUUCACAGGAAUAUGAUUCAUCCUCAGGUACUAGUGGCUAUACCUACAAAGGUACGAUACCAUCAACCUCAACCGGAUCUUCAUUACCAUGUCAAUCAGUUGGAGAUUUUCUUCAAAGUAUUAGUAUUUGUACUUUUGAUUUUGUUAGAUCAGAUUUUUAUUUAAAGAAUUUGAGAAAAAUGUCUCCGCUUCCAUCCACUGGAACAUCAUACAACUUUGAUAACUUGGUUUAUGAUCCCAUCUUUGACAGAAUUUACUUUGUUGACAAUAAUCAGAAUUUCACAUCAUUUUUCCAAAAUGCCAAGAUCCAACCAAGCUUUUUACCUGAUGGAGGAGAAUGUCUUGUUUUUGAUGGAACAACUUUUUCUCUGUUUGAAGGAUACUCUUAUUUGACAUCACUGGACAAUGAUUUUACUCUUACACUCUGGUUAAAACUGACUGCUAUGGAUAUUAGACAAACAAUUGUUUCGAUUGACGACGAGACCAGAUGGGAGCUCUUUAUUGAUAAUGAUAACCUUCUUAAGAUGAAUUAUCCUGGUGGUCUAUUAACAAGUUCUUUCAGAGCGAGUACUUCUGAAUAUUUUCUCGUUACAGUGAACAAAACAUCAACAACCGGGUUACAGCUCUCUGUAAAUAUGACUGUUGUUUUUGCAAAUUCAUCCUUUAUUGAAAGCAUUCCAUCAUCAGGAGAGAAUGAAAAAGCUGCUUCAUCCAUUGGUUUUGAUGUAGUAACCAAUAGCAGUUACUUGCAUGGUAUGAUUGAUAAUUUUAGAGUGUCUUUUACUCCAUAUAUGGAUUAUCAAAUGAACCAAGUUUUCUUUGGUGAUACAGGUUGUUUUGGAAAAGUGAAUCCUCAUGUAUGCAAUGGUCGUGGAUUGUGUUCCAAUUCCGAUAUGUGUAACUGUGCAGAUGGUUAUUUUGGUAAUGAGUGCGAGUUUACUACUUGCUUUAGAAUUUUAAAUACUGCCCCCAACGUCUGUAGUUCAAAUGGUACAUGUUCUGCAUUUGAUAAUUGCACAUGUUCUACUGGAUUUUCAGGUUCUAAUUGUGCCAUACAAACCUCUGUAAUUAAUGAUCUAUUGUCAAGAUUUGGAAGCUCUUUUGAACAGAGAUUUAUUUUCAAUAACUUCAAUUUCAUGGAAUCUGGUACUGCGAGAGAAGCUGGAGACUCUGGUUUUAUUUUAACAAACUUGAUCACAAGUGAUGCUGGUGCUCUUAGUGCUACUCUUGGAGGAGAUGCCUCUCCAUUUUCCUUACUUUACAAUGACUUUAUUGUUCAUAUUCGAGCUUCUUUUGGUAGCUUUAACUCGAACCAAUCUUUGCUAAGCCUAAACAACAUUGCUGGUUGGAACUUACGUGAAGAAGGAUACGAUUUAGUUCUUGAAACAAACACUGGUGCUAUUAUUGAAAGGAGAUUGGUCAUGAGUUUUAUUCUUGUUCUUCCAAAUCAUGUUUAUGAUAUUCAUAUUCGAAAGAGUUCAACAACCGGUAUUUCUGUUUUUGUUGAUGGAUCUCUUGUUGGAGAGUUCAACAAUGCAACAGAAGAUUUGAUUACGAGUGAAAGACGACCAAGUACUCUCGGUGGAGACAAUCAAAACGUCGUUAUUGAAAGUUUUUACGUUCAGUAUAGACCAAAUCUUUCAAGUAAUACCUUCAAUCCAGGAUAUGAUCCAAGUCUUUGGAGCUGCUUUAAUAUUUCUAACACAGAUCAUGUUUCUGUAUGCUCUGGGAGAGGUGUUUGUCAUGGAAAAGAUGUUUGCAAAAAAUGUGCCAAUUCUGAGGGUGUUAUGUGUGAAAUUCCAUUUUGUUUCAAUGUUUCAGCAUCCAAUAGAAGUUCAGUUUGUUCAGGACAUGGAUAUUGUACUGAAAUUGACCGUUGUGAUUGUAUGGAACCUUUUAUGGGAAGUCAAUGUGAAGUGGAUCGAUCACAAAUGUACAUGUAUAGCGACAACGGAACUAUUAGCAAUAACGCAACUCCUAGCAACUUUACACCUCCAGAUCCAUGUACAGACUUGACCACUCCUGGUUGUGUGUCAAUUGAUUCAAAUAUCGAUCAAAAUACUGCACAAAAUUGUAGAGACAUUGUCAGCCCAUCGGCACUAUGCCAAAAUUUACUCAAUGACCAAAUACUCUCGUCAAAUGUCUCGUUCAACGUUACCGUUUGUGAAGAUGGUUAUUAUGGAGAACCUAAUAGUACUAUUUGCAAACCCAUGUGUUAUGGUGUGAAAGCAGAAAAUACCACUGUCUGUAGUGGACAUGGUAAUUGCACGAUGAAGAACUUUUGUGUAUGUCACAUGAACUAUGAAGGAGACAAUUGCCAUAUCGAUAAAACAUACAAGACAAUCAUUGACGAAGAAAUAGCUUCUUGGAAUGAUACAGAGUUUAUAUUAGGUUUUCUGGCAAGAAGUAACGACAACACAAGCUUGUACCAAGUUGGUGGAGCUACAAGCAGUUUAGCCAGACUUGAUGAUUCUACAUAUCAUGCUCUACCACGCAUGCUUUUUAAUGACUGGUUUAUUUCUUUUAAACUGUUCCCCAUACAAUAUGAUGACAGUGAAAAACCAAUUGUUGUUAUCAAGAAUAUUGCUCAUUGGAAACUUUAUAUGAAGAAGACAUCUCUGUUUUUGUCUGGCAUCACUAGGGAAAAAUCAACUCCAGAUAACAUUGAACUCACAAAGCUGUUGGAAAUUCCAAAUAUUUGGUACAAUAUUCUAAUCAUCAAAUCCAGCUCCAAUGGAACAAGUCUGUAUGUGAAUUCUCGUUUUGAGUAUAAUUUGGCAUACUUUGAUGACUACUUUUCUCUUGAAGAGUCUCAAAACGGCAACAGCUUUGUUUCAUUCCCUUCUUCCUUUGGAUAUAUCGAUGAAGUCAUGAUUGGAAAGGUUAAUGUUGGUACUACUUUUGACCACAUUCACUCACUCGCAACCAGUAAGGCAGUAUUCAAAUGUUUUGGAGUUUCGUUGAGGGAAACAGCUGCUUGUAAUGGACAUGGUUCAUGUUUAGGAAAUGAUAUUUGUGAGUGUAAUGCUAACUACACCAACACCGACUGUAGCUCGCCAGUUUGUUUUGGUUUGGGCGCAAAUGAUGAUCAAGUUUGCUCUAGUAGUGGAGACUGUGUAGCACCAAACUAUUGUUCUUGUGCACCUGGAUUUGUUGGAACUCAGUGCCAAACUCAACUUUUAACAACUACAUGCAAUAGUGCCGAAGGAAAUUGUACAGCCAAUAACGCUACGUCGUUCUUUAAUAACAUGGAUAACGCAACAUUCACAUCAAGCACACCUGAUUGUUCAAGCGCAGAGAAUCGAUAUGCUUGUGGUGGAAUUGGUCCUCAAACAUCAACUCCUUCUGUUGUUUUCAACAUUAGCACAUGUCAAGAUGGAUAUUAUGGUGACAAUUGUUCAUUACCAAUUUGUUUUGGAAUCAAGUCAGAAGAUCCAACAGUUUGUUAUGGUAAUGGUAAUUGUACCAUGAAAGACUUUUGUGUUUGCGUCAACUCGAGUUACACAGGUAGAGAUUGCGGUAACGAUUUGCGUUUUCUGUCUAAACUUACUUCUGAAGAACAAUUGUCAAUGAUACCUCUGAGUAUUAGGUUUGUCACUUCUGUAUCUCGAGUUACUGACAACCAAUUACGUGACUUGGAAAGCGAAAUGGUGAGGUUUAUUGUUGAUGAUAUGCAUCAAAUCAAUGGAUCACUAGCUUUUAAAGAAGCAUAUACAAAGGUAUACCUUCCAUAUAGUUUUACUUCUCCAAUGAGACUAUUUACCCGCGACGUAUUUGUAUCACUCUCGUUUAAGGCAACAGCAUUCACAACUUACAAUCCUAUAAUUCAUUUUAGAAACGGAUUAUGGCUCGAUGUGCAUCUUGAAGAUAGAUCAAUCGUUGUGCAAGGUAGAAGCUUAGAUUCGCCAAAUCCAGUAGUAAUCAGAAUUGAAAAUGUUAUUGAGGUAACAAAUGUUUGGUAUACCUUGAUUCUUUAUCUGUCUGACGAUAAUACCAAAGUUGUCUAUAAUGGCAAUGUUGUAUAUUCGUCUCCAUUGAAUUAUCAAUUCGUAACUCCAAAUCCUGUUGAAACUGGUGAGAGUUAUAUUGGAUCCAACAUGGAUACUCAUGGAACACUCAUCACGUUCAACGGGUUCAUUGAUGAAAUUUAUAUUGGAAGAAUAGACAGAUUGUCCGUAGAAGAAGUAACAUCGCUAGUACAUAGAAAAACUGGAUUUACUUGCUUUACUGAAUAUCUGACAAGCCCAAAUGCAUGUAACGGAAAUGGAGUGUGUAUGGGCAAUGAUGUGUGUAAAUGUAAUUCAAAUUACACAGGAAGUGAUUGCAGUGUUCCAAUUUGCUUUGGAAUUGCAGAUGGACAAUCAAAUGUUUGUUCGGGACAUGGUAACUGCACAGCUCCAAAUGAAUGCACCUGUGCACCUGGAUUCACAGGCAGUCAAUGUCAAACAGACACAUCUUCAACCACAUGUGAUGAUCCUGAAGGAAACUGCACUUCAAACAAUGCCACUUCAUUCUUUGAAACAUUCAGAAAUGAGACAUUCACAUCAAGCACACCUGAUUGUUCAAGACCUGAAAAUAGAUAUGCUUGUGGUGGCAUUGGUCCUCAAACAUCAACUCCUUCUGUUGUUUUUAAUAUUAGCACAUGUCAUGAUGGAUAUUAUGGCGUGAAUUGUUCAUUACCAAUUUGUUUUGGUGUAAAAUCGGAAGACCCAACAGUCUGCUCAGGCAAUGGUAAUUGUACCAUGAAAGAUUUUUGUGUUUGCCGAAAUGGCACCACUGGGCAAAGUUGUGCAAACGACCUGAACUAUUUAGCGUUCCUAGCGACAACAGAACAACAAAUGCUUGCUGACUUCCCUUCUUACAGCUUUAGAACAACAACACAAGCAGAUGUUAUGGAAGCUGCCCAAUCUUUCGCUACCAGACGUUUACUUGCUCUCUCUCAGUCCAUGGUCAUCACUGACUUGGGCGACGGUGGAAUUGAAAUGAUUGUGGAUCAAAUAACAGUUGUUAAUGGUACCUUAUCAUUCGGAGAGGAAGGAACUGAAAUUACUUUACGAACAGCUUCUUCGGAAACAGCACUAUUUAGUUUUGUAAGAGACGUAUUUGUAUCAUUCUCAAUCAGAGUCUCUAAUUUUAAAGAUUUCAGUCCCAUCAUGUUUCUUCGAAAUGGUAUUUGGAUGAAGGUAUAUUUGAAUCAAAAGCAAAUUAUUGUUGAAGGAAUGACUGAAGAGUAUCCAUAUCCAGUUAAAAUUCAGACACAGAGCGUUAUUGAUCUUGCAAACGAGUGGUAUUCCGUUCUACUUUUCUUGUCUGAAUCUAGCACUCGCAUCGCUGUGAACGGCACCACUGUAUUUAACUCUUCAUUGGCAUAUCAAUUUAAGGCAACAAAUCCACAAAUGAACGGUGAUGGAUAUAUUGGUUUUAUUCCUGCUGAAUUGAGUGCUAAUGGUGAAAAAGAAUUCUUUAAUGGUUUCAUUGACGAGAUUAAUAUUGGAAGAGUUGAUGGAAUGUCGUUCGAGGAAGUGUACGAACUGAUCGCAGACAAAACUGGAUUCUCUUGCAAUGGCGUAUAUCUCAGAAGUACAUUGGGAUGCAACGGAAAUGGUAUAUGUUUGGGCAAUGAUGUGUGUAAAUGUAAUUCAAAUUACACAGGAAGUGAUUGCAGUGUUCCAAUUUGCUUUGGAAUUGCAGAUGGACAAUCAAAUGUUUGUUCGGGACAUGGUAACUGCACAGCUCCAAAUGAAUGCACCUGCGCCCCUGGGUUCACAGGAAGACAAUGUCAAACAGACACAUCUUCAACCACAUGUGAUGAUCCUGAAGGAAACUGCACUUCAAACAAUGCCACUUCAUUCUUUGAAACAUUCAGAAAUGAGACAUUCACAUCAAGCACACCUGAUUGUUCAAGACCUGAAAAUAGAUAUGCUUGUGGUGGCAUUGGUCCUCAAACAUCAACUCCUUCUGUUGUUUUUAAUAUCAGUACCUGUCAAGAUGGAUAUUAUGGUGACAAUUGCUCACUACCAAUUUGUUUUGGAAUCAAGUCAGAAGACCCAACAGUCUGCUCAGGCACCGGUAACUGUACUAUGAAAGAUUAUUGUGUGUGUUAUAACUCUACAUUCACUGGAAAAGACUGUUCGAGCAACAGAACAUAUUUGGAACAAGUUCAAGAAAUGGCCGCAACGUUUAAACAAAAUUCUAGUGAUUGCUCAUUCAGAGUAUCGACAGACUCGUCUUAUAUUGACGAAGAUAUCAUUCAAGAACUUGGAUACGGCAAUGUUAUUCUUUUAAUUAGGCAUUUGACACUGGUCGAUGAAAGCAUUUUGUUCAGGGAAGGUGGUACGGAAAUUACUAUAAUUUCCACCAACCCCGUAAACGCGUUCCAAACUUUGACUCAUGAUGUUUUUAUAUCCCUUUCGAUCAAGGUUCUGGAGUUUUCUGAACACAGCCCUAUCAUUCACGUUCGCGAUGGCAUGUGGUUCAAGUUGUAUUUGCAAGGUAAAUCAUUGGUAUUUGAGGGAAGAGAUUUGGAAACUUCCUUGCCAUAUUACAUCACGAUUAACAACACCAUUGAAAAUAUUGAUUAUUGGUACAGUAUAAUAUUUGUACUGGCAGAUGUUGGUACAACUGUAAUCGUCAACGGUAACAUCGUAUUUACCUCUCCGCUCAUUUACACUGUUCAAUCUCCAAAUCCAAAUUUCAAUGGCAAUGGAUACAUAGGUUUUAUGCCAACUGAUAACACGACUUCAUAUCAUUUCCAUGGAUUCAUCGACCAAAUUUUUAUGGGUACAAUUGAAGGUCAGCCUAUCUCAAACAUAACGGACAAAGUACAGUCAAAAACAGGACUUUCUUGUUUCGGGGAAUACUUGACAAGCGCUACAGCUUGUAGUGGACACGGAGUGUGCAUGGGCAAUGAUGUGUGUAAAUGCAAUUCCAGUUUCACUGGUGCCUCGUGUAAUGUUCCAAUUUGCUUUGGAAUUGCAGAUGGAGAAACAAAUGUUUGUUCAGGACAUGGCAAUUGCACAGCUCCAAAUGAAUGCACCUGCGCACCUGGAUUCACAGGAAGUCAAUGUCAAACGGACACAUCUUCAACCACAUGUGAUGAUCCUGAAGGAAACUGCACUUCAAACAAUGCCACUUCAUUCUUUGAAACAUUCAGAAAUGAGACAUUCAACUCCAGCUCACCUGAUUGUUCAAGACCUGAAAAUCGAUAUGCUUGUGGUGGAAUUGGUCCUCAAACAUCCACACCUUCUGUUGUUUUUAAUAUUAGCACAUGUCAUGAUGGAUAUUAUGGUGACAAUUGCUCACUACCAAUUUGUUUUGGAAUCAAGUCAGAAGACCCAACAGUCUGUUCGGGCAAUGGUAACUGUACUAUGAAAGAUUAUUGCAUUUGUUAUUCCUCCACGUUUACAGGACGAAAUUGUGCUAACAACAUGACCUAUAUCAACGAAUUGAAGCUACAACAAGAUAGAGCAAUGCAAAACACAUCUUUCCGUGUUGCUACCGCAACCAAUUACCUAAAAACUGACGAAAUAUUGCAAGAACUAGCGGACAACAAUUUACUUUUGCGAAUUCAGCAUCUGACUUUAGUGGAUAACCAAAUUUUAUUCGGAGACAACGCUACCCGUAUCACCAUCGUUUCACUUAAUGAAUCGAACCCAUUCCGUUCGUUGACUCGUGAUAUUUUCAUUUCACUCUCCAUAAAGGCUACACAGCUACAGCCAGUUAGCCCAAUAUUACACGUUCGUGAUGGCAUGUGGUUCAAAUUAUAUCUGGUCGAAGGCGAUUUAAUAUUUGAAGGCAUGUCGACUGAAUCGCCAUAUCCCUAUGUAAUCCGUAUCAACAACAUUAUUGAGCUUGUGAAUGAAUGGUAUUCUAUUCUGUUUAUACUUUCGGACGAAAGAACUCAAGUUGUAGUGAACGGUACCAUUGUAUACUCAUCACAGCUAGCUUACCAAGUUCAAUCACCAAAUCCAAGUUUCAAUGGUAAUGGAUAUAUUGGAUUUUUGCCCAUUGAUAACGUAACUUCAUCGCACUUUAGUGGUUUUAUUGAUGAAAUUUACAUUGGCAAAAUUUUGGGCAAAGACACUAGCAAUAUCAGCGAAGUCGUUUCAAGUAAGGCCGGGCAUUCAUGUUUCGGAGAAUACUUAACAAGUCCCCACGCAUGUAAUGGAAAUGGAUUGUGUAUGGGCAGUGAUGUGUGUAAAUGCAAUUCCAGUUUCACUGGUGCCUCGUGUAAUGUUCCAAUCUGCUUUGGAAUUUCAGAUGGACAAUCAAAUGUUUGUUCAGGACAUGGCAAUUGCACAGCUCCAAAUGAAUGCACCUGCGCACCUGGAUUCACAGGCAGUCAAUGUCAAACAGACACAUCUUCAACCACAUGUGAUGAUCCUGAAGGAAACUGCACUUCAAACAAUGCCACUUCCUUCUUUGAAACAUUCAGAAAUGAAACAUUCACAUCAAGCACACCUGAUUGUUCAAGACCUGAAAAUCGAUAUGCUUGUGGUGGAAUUGGUCCUCAAACAUCCACACCUUCUGUUGUUUUUAAUAUUAGCACAUGUCAUGAUGGAUAUUAUGGCGUGAAUUGUUCAUUACCAAUUUGUUUUGGUGUAAAAUCGGAAGACCCAACAGUCUGCUCAGGCAAUGGUAACUGUACUAUGAAAGAUUUUUGUGUCUGCUCAAACUCAGCAUUCACUGGAAUAGACUGUUCGGUAAGCAUGACUUACUUGGAACUUCUAAAACGUACGAAAGAACAACUCAACAAAACACUACCAGGAUUUUCGUUUAGACUUUCAUCUUCGUUGAGCUUUGUCAUUGAUAACAAAACACAAGAUUUAGGAAACAGCAAUCUCACCAUCUAUGUGUCAAAAUUAACAACAACACCCGAAAAUGAUUCCAUAUUGUUUACAGAUAAUGGUACUCAAAUAAUUAUUUCCUCGUCCCGAGAAUCAACUCCUUUGUACGCACUUACGGAUGACGUUUUUGUGUCCUUCUCUAUAAAACCAGCCAUACUGAAAGAAUUUAAUCCAAUCCUUCAAAUUAAUGAUGGAAUGUGGUGUAAAAUUUAUUUGGCCGAGAAAUCUCUCAUUGUGGAAACACGAAGCGAAGACUCCCCAUUCCCAGUAGUUAUACGCCUAAGCAACACCAUAGACAUACCUAAUGUAUGGUAUAAGGUUGUGUUAGUCAUGGCCGACUAUGGUACAACAGUAACAGUGAACGGAGACGUAGUUUUCAACUCUAGUCUCACGCACCAAUUCAAAUCAACAAACCCAUCUCAAAAUGGCGACAGUUAUAUUGGCUUUAUACCAAACGGAAACGAUACUGCAAGCAACUUCAAUGGCUUAAUUGAUGAAAUUUAUAUUGGUCAUGUUCAAUCUAGAACUCCAAGCCAAAUUCUGUCACUGAUUGUUUCAAAGGCUGGUUACUCGUGUUUCGGAGAAUACUUGACCAGUCGCGCUGCAUGUCACGGAAAUGGUAUAUGUUUGGGCAAUGAUGUGUGUAAAUGUAAUUCAAAUUACACAGGAAGUGAUUGCAGUGUUCCAAUAUGUUUUGGAGUUUCAGAUGGACAAUCAAAUGUUUGUUCGGGACAUGGUAACUGCACAGCUCCAAAUGAAUGCACCUGCGCACCUGGAUUCACAGGAAGUCAAUGUCAAACAGACACAUCUUCAACCACAUGUGAUGAUCCUGAAGGAAACUGCACUUCAAACAAUGCCACUUCCUUCUUUGAAACAUUCAGAAAUGAAACAUUCACAUCAAGCACACCUGAUUGUUCAAGACCAGAGAAUCGAUAUGCUUGUGGUGGAAUUGGUCCUCAAACAUCAACUCCUUCUGUUGUUUUCAACAUUAGCACAUGUCAAGAUGGAUAUUAUGGUGACAAUUGCUCACUACCAAUUUGUUUUGGAAUUAAGUCAGAAGACCCAACAGUCUGCUCAGGAAAUGGUAACUGUACUAUGAAAGAUUAUUGUGUUUGCUUCAACAACUCCAGAUACUCUGGCAAAGAUUGUUCUGUGGAUACACUUUAUUUGUCCCAACUGUUAGAAAUGGCUGGAUCUCUCUCCUCUCAAAACCAAGAUUAUGGUUUCAGAUUGUCGACCAAAGCAAGCAGUGUAGAAUCUGUGGCAGGUUUAUCAUCUCGGCACUUGCUCAGCAUUGCACAAGAUAUAACAUGCACUGAUUUAGGAAACGGAUCCAUUCCAAUUAUUAUAUCAUCACCCGUUGUUACUGAUGGAAGAUAUGAAUUUAUGCCAUAUGGUACCGAAAUUACACUUCACACAGAUGGGUUGAUCUCUCCACUGUACACCCUUACUCAAGACAUUUUUAUAUCCUUCUCUAUUCACGUCACCGAAAUGAAUGAUACUAAUCCAAUUUUACACUUCAGAAAUGGUCUUUGGGUAAAGAUUUAUUUAUCUCAAAAGAACCUUGUUUUAGAAGGAAUGACGGAAGAAUCAUCACAUCCAAUUAGUAUUCAAGCCCCGAAUGUUAUUGAAGUGACUAAUCAAAGAUACUCAAUAAUUUUAUAUCUUUCUCAAACUGCUACUAAAAUUAUUGUAAAUGGAAAUGAAGUUUAUGACUCUCCUUUCACAUAUCAAUUUAAGGCAACAAAUCCACAAAUGAACGGUGAUGGAUAUAUUGGUUUUAUUCCUGCUGAAUUGAGUGCUAAUGGUGAAAAAGCAAACUUUAAUGGUUUCAUUGAUGAAAUUUAUAUUGGAAGAGUGAACGGCAAGAGUGUCUCCCAAAUUAUGGAGUAUAUAACUGCAGGAUUUUCAUGCUUUGGAGUAUCUAUGACUGCUCCAGAAGUGUGCAAUAAUGGAAAUGGUAUUUGUUUGGGCAACAACGUUUGCAUAUGUAAUUCAAAUUACACUGGCACUUCUUGUAAUGCUCCAAUUUGUUUCGGUAUUGAAGUUGGAAACUCUAGAGUCUGUUCAGGUCACGGAAACUGUACAGGACCAAACGAAUGUUCAUGUGUACCAGGCUUCAUUGGAACGCAAUGUCAAACAGAUACAUCUUCAACUACUUGUGCUGAUCCAGAAGGAAACUGUACAGCCAACGAUCCUGAUAACUUCCUUGCUCAACGUAAUUCCACAUUUUCUCCCCCACCAUUGGAUUGUUCUGCACCUGAAAAUAGAUUUGCGUGCGGUACUGGGCCUUCUCAAACACCUUCUGUUGUUUUCAAUAUCAGUACCUGUCAGGAGGGAUAUUAUGGAGAACGUUGUGAUUUACCAAUUUGUUUUGGAGUCAAGUCAGAAGAUCCAAAAGUUUGCUCUGGAAAUGGUAAUUGUACCAUGAAAGAUUUUUGUGUUUGUUAUAACUCUACAUUCACUGGAACAAAUUGUCAUGUCGACCUGCAAUACCUCCAACAAGCUGCUUUAACCAAAUCUACAAUCAAAAGAGUAGCAGGUGCGUUCAACAUUAGGUUUGCAAUGAGCAUUGGAACUGAUGGCGUUGAAGAUCUUUCUGGUAUUGUCUCUACUACUGUGAGCAAUUUAACCAGAAAUUCAACAACCAAUUCGUUAGUGUUUGGCCCUGGAGCAACAGAAAUUGUAAUUCCAAAAACUGUCAAUUCCUCUUCUCUCGCUAUAUUCAGCAACAAUAUGUUUUUAUCGUUCAAGAUCAAAUUCCGUAACUUUACCAUGAAAAACCCAAUACUUUCUCUCACAACUGGAAUGUUUUUGAAAAUUUAUUUAGAAGAUACAACGCUCGUAAUUGAAGGAAAAACAACAGAUACAGAGAAAAAAGUUACCAAAAUUCCAUUCGCUAUUGAUUUAACAGGAGAAUGGUAUUCCAUCGUAUUGACAAAAUCAACCACUGAAGGAACAAUGUUACUUGUAAACAAUAACAUUGUAUUUAACGAUACAUUUAGCGACAAUUUCCAAACUACCAUGGAUUCUCAAAAUACUGACUCCUAUAUUGGUUUCGACUUUGUAAAUGGAUUGAAGUUUAAUCUUGAAGCUGAGAUGGAUGAGUUGGUUAUUUCUGAGUAUGAUGGAUCUGGGGCAACAAAUCUAACUCAAAACAUAACAAAAGCUUUCCAAUGUUUUGGAGUUUCCCUCAAUGAUCCUGGCGUUUGUAAUCGACAAGGUAUAUGUUUGGGCAGUGAUGUUUGCCAAUGUAAUUCCAAUUACACAGGCAAUGAUUGUUCUGUUCCAAUGUGCUUUGGUUUUUCUGCAAGUAAUAUCUCUUUUGUUUGUUCUGGGCAUGGUGAUUGUGAUUCUCCAAACAAGUGUUUAUGUAAAACAGGUUUCAUUGGCUCAAAUUGUUCAAUUGAUCAAAGCUCGACUGCGUGUGCCGGUAAGGAAAAUUGUACUCUCGAUGAUCCUAGCGCACAGUUAGCAGGUGACAAUAUUUAUAAUUGUGGUCCAGGUGCAUUAUCAAACAGAUUAACUGGUGCAAGUUCAGGACCAUCUGUAGUAUUUAAUGUUAGCACUUGUCAAGAAGGUUUUUAUGGAAAUUCGUGCGAGUUCCCAAUAUGUUUUUCAUUGAAAGCUGAAGAUCCUAACGUGUGUUCAGGUAAUGGCAAUUGUACAAAUCCUAAUUUUUGCAAGUGCUACGAUGGAUUUUCUGGAUCGAAUUGUCAAGUUGAUAACGCUUACUUGUUUGACUUACAAGUGACUCAGAACAGAAUUCUACGUGAUCGUGCAAAUACUUUCUUCAUUGGCUUGAAAUUCAAUGACAUGUUUUUCAAUUUUUACACUCCAACAUCCAAUAAUUACACCAAUGAUAAUAUGACAAGUAACUCUAAUGAUUCCAAUAACGGAACAAGCACAGGUGGAAUUUCAAAUAAUAACAUGACAAACAAUGCAACCUCUAGUUCUGAUAAUAGCAGUAAUGGUAACUUUACAAAUCCAAGUACGACAUUUAUUACAGAAAAGACAAUUCCUGAUCUAUCAUUUUCUAUAGAUUUACAUAUUGAAAAUGCUUCAGUGAGUAAUGACGGUUCAAUUGAAUUCAAAGAGGGAACACAAAUAAUGUUCAAAACAAGUGAAGAUUCAGAUUGUCCUCUUUCUGUAUUAACAGAUGAUUUUUAUGUUUCCUUUGACAUAAUGACCUAUUCUGUAAACAACACUGCUCCUAUUUUAUCUGUAGGAGAAGGUGCCAACUGGAGAAUCUAUUUGGAUGGCUUAAAACUUGUGGUUGAAGGAGAAACAACUGGAGUUGAACCCUAUCGAAUGAUUGUUGAAGAUGCCAUUCCCUAUGCCUUCAUGUGGUAUUCUAUUGCUAUUAUAAAAUCAUUUGAAACUAACAUAUUCAUUAAUGGAGAGUUGAAAGCUACAUUCAACAACGUACCAGAGUUUGUAUCGUCUAAUCCAAAUAAGAAUAGAGAAAGUUAUAUUGGAUUUUACUUCAUGGAUGGUAUCUCUUUCUAUUUUAAUGGUAAAUUAGACAAACUUGUAUUUGUCAAGUUGACAAACACAUCAAAACCAGCAAUAGAUGUCAUUUCAGAUGUUGCCUCUAGACCACUGUUCCGUUGUUUUGAUAUUCCAAUGACCGACAAAUCGGCAUGUAUGGGUCAAGGCAUUUGUUAUGGAAGUAACAAGUGUGUGUGCAAUUCAAGAUACUCAGGUGAAGAAUGUGAUACACCAAUUUGCUUUACAGUUCCAGCAAAUGACACUACGAAUGUUUGUAGCGGUAACGGAGUUUGCUCAUCACCAGACAAGUGUGAAUGUAAACCUGGUUUUAUUGGAAAGAUGUGUCAAACAGAAGCAACAAAAACUUCUUGUACUGAUCCUGACAAACCUUGUGUAACUGACAAUGCACAAGCAUACUUUACUGCGACAAACUCAACACCCACAGCCUCUUGUGCUCCAUUCUGUGAUGAAGCUGACACGACCACUGUUACAACAACGGCAGCAAUACCAAAAGGUUAUACUAUUCUUUUCGAUUUUGCAAAUCAACAUGGUGAAUAUCCAAAACCAUACACCGGAGGAGGUUUUUUAUAUUCUUCUGCUGCUGGUGAUUAUAACUUGGUUGCUUACAAUGUUGAAACGACUGUUGACAUGCAAUUACAUUUCAACAACAUGAGUAGACUUUCCAGCACAAAAUAUGGUGAUCCUUUCAGUGUUGCCUCCACAGACUUUACAUUUACCAUUAUGAUUUCUCUCAAUAAUGACUCUAUGGUGGACCAACCUCUUAUUGUUUCUAAUUUCAUUCUCUAUGUCACCACAAACGGUACAAUAAGAUAUACUGAAUUUUAUUUAGAUGGAAGUAAUCGUACAAUUGAAACUGCACCAAACACAGUCACAUUUGGAAAAUUGGUUAGCAUUGUUUUAUCUAAAAGUAAAACCAAUGGAGUGAAGAUUUAUGUGAACGGUCUUUCAAUUCAUAAGACCACCUCUGCAACGCGUACUAUUGAUUCUACUAGAGUUAAAACUUCAUUCAUUGGUGGUGAUCCUUUGACUCGUGUUAUUAUGUCAGGAGAUUUGUCUUUAUUGUCAAUAUUUACAGAUGUAAUGUCUGACAAACAGGUACUACUUGAAUAUUCUAAAUAUGUGUCAUGUUUUGGAGUACCUUCACAAAAUACUCAAACAUGUUCUGGACAUGGUAAAUGUAUAUAUUGGGACAAUUGUGAAUGUUCAAAAGGAUGGAUUGGUAAAAACUGUGAUGCACAUUUUGUUUCACAAGUUUUUAACUUUGAUCAAGCCACUAUUAAUGACAACACUGUGACUGUACCUUCUGCUCUCACACAAGAUAUAUUGUAUUGUCAUAACUGUUCCCUUGAGGGAGGUUUAACUUCUGAAAACAAUUCAAUUAGAUUCAAUGGAUACAGCUCUUCGAUCGAAUUUUUAACAAAUUCCACAUUCAAAUACUUGUACAACGACUUUACAGUAUCAUUUUGGAUCAAAAAGUAUCAAAAAUUUAAUUCCUCAUCUCAACAAAUUUUAUAUGUGGGGUCUCCAAGUUACUGGCAAUUAGUGGCCCAUGAACAGGGAUCUAAAUAUAGGCUUACCAUUAUUUCACAAUUUUCUACCACGACUGUAACGCCUUAUUUAACCUUUAAUAAGUGGUACAUGAUAACAAUUUCCAAAUCAUCUGAAGGCUAUGGACUUUCUGUAUGUGUUAAUGAUAAUUUUUCUGAUAUGAUACUUUUGGAUGAGUUCGAUAGUUGGAGAUUGUUAUUGGACGACGUUUUUAUUCCAUCAGCAAUUGGUUUUAAUCCAAUCACUAGCAGUAAUUAUUUUUAUGGAUUAAUUACUGGAAUGAAAUUUGAUGUAGGAGUCUUGAAUUCAGGAGAUAUACAAACGAGAUAUUUUAAUGAAGGACCAGUUUGUAACAACAUUGGAUAUACAUACAAGGCUAACCAAUGUAGUGGUCAAGGUCUAUGUAAUGAAUUCAAUAACUGUACAUGUUACGACAAUUUCAAGAAUCAAUUCUGUCAAGAUCAUUACUGUUUUGAUAUCAAAUCCACCAACUCUUCAGUUUGCAGUGGAAAAGGUACUUGUGUCAUUACUGGUUUGGGAAGUACAACAUGUAAUUGUUACACCAAUUGGACAGGUUUAGACUGCUCUCAACCAAUGUGCUUUGGAGUUGCUUCUAGAUCUCCCAAUGUUUGCAGUGGACGCGGAAGCUGUUACUAUGUCAAUAGUUGUAACUGCAGACAAGGAUAUACUGGACCCAAUUGUGAAUAUCCAAUCUGUUAUGGAAUUCCCAAAAACGAUUCAAGGUCCUGCAGUGGACAUGGAAUUUGUUCAGACACUGAUACAUGUAGAUGUUCAUCAGGAUGGUUUGGAUCUACUUGUGAAAUUCCAAGCUGUUUUGGAAUUUUAGCAAACGAAACUAAUUCAUGUCAUGGACGUAAUCAAGGAAACUGUACAAGUGUGAAUAUAUGUACAUGCACAAACGGUUUCAUUGGAAAGGAUUGUAAUUUGAUUAUGCCUCCAGUUGCUGAAAAGAAUUACAGUUUCUCAGAGCCUCAACAUGUCACUAAUGAUGAAACAGCAGAGACUCUUUAUAUAAUUGGAAGCGAAGGAAAUGAUAUAGUUUUUGUUGCACAUAACUUUAAUCUUGAUAACAACAAUAGUCUAGUUAUUGAUAGAAAUACAAAUCUCACACUAACGGUUCUAGACUCAAUUUUCAAAGUACCCGUCUAUCAGCCUUUUGACAUUAUCCUUUCAAACAACUUUACCGUAAUUCUGAAACUACAAUUUUAUUCUUCACUUGCAAGAACACAAACGCUCAUAUCAUUUGCAAGUGGAGCUGAUUGGUCUCUUGAUCACAUUGACGCUGGAUUUACUUUUUCAACCAAUGUUGUGGGAAAUCCAGCUUCGAAUAAGACAUACUUUAUUGAAGUACCUUUCUCACAAUUAUUCUUCCAAACCAACACGUCCUACACGGUUGCAUUUUCAAAGAGUUCCACAUACGGUUUAAGUUUCUUUGUUGAAGGUGUUAGAUUUGGAUACUUCCCAGAAGCAACAGAAAACUGGAGAGUUGAAGAUGUCACUCUCAAUACUUUGAACGUUAUUGGAUAUAAUCCUUUAGAUGCAGACAAGUUGUUUUUGGGUAGCAUUGCUCAAUUAGAAAUCAGCUGUGGUAUAAGUAAGAGCGACGAAUAUCUCACUGUUUGUAAUGGUUUACGAGCAAAUGAUCGACGUGUUUGCAGCGGUCAUGGCAAGUGUUUAUUCAGCGGAAAUUGUAGCUGUGACAGCGUACAUGAUGGUUACAAUUGCCAAUAUCCAAAAUGUUUCAAUGUUUCAUCAACACUUAACACCACCUGCUCUAGCUUUGGCUCAUGUGUGCAAGUUGAUACUUGUAAUUGCACAUAUGGCCACACUGGACGUAAUUGUGAGUUAUUGGUAUGUUUCGGAUUUACCCAAAACACAUCCACAGUUUGUAGUGGAGAAGGUGACUGUAUUGGGGUUGAUACAUGCAGCUGCAAACCUGGAUAUGUUGGUACUCAAUGUGAAAUUCCGAUUUGCUACAAUCAUUAUGCCAAUGACUCUCGUGUUUGCUCUUCCAACGGUAAUUGUACAAAAGCAGACCAUUGCCAAUGUAACUCCACCCACACAGGAUCCACCUGCGAAAUUCCAAUAUGUUUUGGAUUUGCUGCCAAUGACACCACAAAUGUUUGUAACAACCGAGGUAACUGCAGCGCACCAGAUGUUUGUAACUGUAGAGAAGGUUAUAUUGGUGCAAAUUGUUCCAUUCCAAUUUGUCAUGGAAUUGCUGCCAAUGAAACCAGUGUUUGUGGCAGAAUUGGUUAUUGCUUUGAUACGGAUUUGUGUAUCAACUACACUUGCAAUGGCACUUUUAGUAAUGACAGCUCAUCUUGCUCAGCAAAGGGAAUUUGUGUUGGCUAUGACAGAUGUGAGUGUGUUGAAAAUUACACUGGGCAAUUCUGUGAAAUUCCAAUUUGUUAUGGAUUCAGAGCUGAUAAUUCGAGUGCUUGCAGCAACAAGAAUGGUACUUGUGUUUCUGCAGAUAAUUGUGUCUGUAAUGAAGGAUAUACUGGUGAUGAAUGUGAAAUUCCAAUUUGUUAUGGAGUACUUUCGAACAACAAUUCAGUUUGUUCAUCUCACGGAAAUUGCGUUAGACACAACACUUGUAACUGUUCGUCAUCGUACACUGGCAAUAACUGUGAAAUUCCAAUUUGUUUUGGCUACCAUGCUGGUCAUCCGUCAUCUUGCAGUGGAUACGGUACAUGUGUUGGCGUUGACCACUGCGAGUGCUAUGAGGGCUACUCUGGGCACAAUUGCGAAGCUGCAAUAUGCUUUGGAAUUUUAUUUAACAAUGCCUCUGUUUGCUCGUCACACGGAAACUGUACUGCCGCUGAUCGUUGUGAAUGCACCUCAUCGUACACGGGCACCAUGUGUGAAAUCCCAAUAUGUUUUGGACUUGCUGCCAAUGACACCACAAAUGUUUGCAAUGAUCGUGGAAACUGCACCGCACCAGAUAUUUGUAACUGUAGAGAAGGAUAUACUGGCGAAAAUUGUUCCAUUCCAAUUUGUCAUGGAAUUGCUGCCAAUGAAACCAGUGUUUGUGGCAGAAUUGGUUAUUGUAUCGACAAGGAUUUAUGUAUCAACUACACGUGCAAUGGAACUGCCAGCAAUGACAUAUCAUCAUGCUCUUCACAUGGUAUUUGCAUCGGUUAUGACAUUUGUGAAUGCGAUGAAAAUUACGCUGGACAAUUCUGUGAAAUUCCAAUUUGUUAUGGAUUCAGAGCUGACAAUUCGAGUGUUUGUAGCAACAAGAAUGGUACUUGUAUUUCUGCCGAUAAUUGUGUCUGUAAUGAAGGAUAUACUGGUGAUGAAUGUGAAAUUCCAAUUUGUUAUGGAGUACUCUCGAACAAUGACUCUGUUUGUUCAUCUCACGGUAAUUGUACAAGACGAAACAAUUGUGAAUGCCUUCCAAUCUAUGUGGGCUCAAAUUGUGAAAUUCCAAUAUGCUUUAGAUUUGCUGCCAAUGACACCUCAAACGUUUGUAAUGAUCGUGGUGAUUGCAUUGCUCCCGAUAUUUGUAACUGUAGAGAAGGUUAUACUGGAGAAAAUUGUUCCAUUCCAAUAUGUCACGGAGUUGCUGCCAAUGAAACCAGUGUUUGUGGCAGAAUUGGUUAUUGUAUCGACAAGGAUUUGUGUAUCAAUUAUACCUGCAAUGGCACGGCCAGUAAUGACAGAUCAUCAUGCUCUUCACAUGGUCUCUGUACCGAGUAUGAUAUUUGCGAGUGUGAGGAAAAUUAUGUUGAUCAGUUCUGUGAGACUCCACUGUGUUACGGGCUCAGAGCUGAUAAUUCCAGUGUUUGCAGCAAUAUGAAUGGUACUUGUAUUUCUGCCGAUAAUUGUGUCUGUAAUGAAGGAUAUACUGGUGAUGAAUGUGAAAUUCCAAUUUGUUAUGGAGUACUUUCGAACAACAAUUCAGUUUGUUCAUCUCACGGUAAUUGUACCAAACGAAAUACUUGUGAAUGCAGCUCGGGUUAUAUAGGAUCUAAUUGCGAAAUUCCAAUAUGUUUUGGAUUUGCUGCCAAUGACACCACAAGCGUUUGUAAUGAUCGUGGUCAUUGUACAACACCAGAUGUUUGUAACUGUAGAGAAGGAUAUACUGGAGAAAAUUGUUCCAUUCCAAUUUGUCAUGGAAUUGCUGCCAAUGAAACCAGCGUUUGUGGCAGAAUUGGUUAUUGUAUCGACAAGGAUUUAUGUAUCAACUACACUUGCAAUGGAACUGCCAGUAAUGACAGAUCAUCAUGCUCUUCCCAUGGUCUCUGUACCGAGUAUGAUGUUUGUGAGUGUGAGGAAAAUUAUGUUGGCCAAUUCUGUGAAAUUCCAAUUUGUUAUGGAUUCAGAGCUGACAAUUCGAGUGUUUGUAGCAACAAGAAUGGUACUUGUAUUUCUGCCGAUAAUUGUGUCUGUAAUGAAGGAUAUACUGGUGAUGAAUGUGAAAUUCCAAUUUGUUAUGGAGUACUCUCGAACAAUGACACUGUUUGUUCCUCUCACGGUAAUUGUACAAGACGAGACAAUUGUGAAUGCAUCUUUGGUUAUGUGGGAUCCAACUGCGAUAUCCCAAUAUGCUUCAGUUUCAGAGCAGACAGUUCCAGCGUUUGUAAUGAUCGUGGCGAUUGUAUUGCUCCAGAUGUUUGUAAAUGCAGAGAAGGAUACAUUGGUGAAAAUUGCACAAUCGCUACCUGUCAUGGAAUACCUGAAAAUGAAACCAGUGUUUGUGGCAGAAUUGGUUAUUGUAUCGACAAGGAUUUGUGUAUCAAUUAUACCUGCAAUGGCACGGCCAGUAAUGACAGAUCAUCAUGCUCUUCCCAUGGUCUCUGUACCGAGUAUGAUAUUUGCGAGUGUGAGGAAAAUUAUGUUGGCCAAUUCUGUGAAAUUCCAAUUUGUUAUGGAUUAAGAGCUGACAAUUCAAGUGUUUGCAGCAAUAUGAAUGGUACUUGUAUUUCUUCCGAUAAUUGUGUCUGUAAUGACGGAUAUACUGGUGAUGAAUGUGAAAUUCCAAUUUGUUAUGGAGUACUUUCUAAUAAUGACUCUGUUUGUUCCUCUCACGGCAACUGUUCAUUGCAUAACCGGUGUGAUUGCAAAGAGAAUUAUUCUGGAUCUAACUGUGAAAUUCCAAUUUGUUAUGGAUAUAGAGCUGACAAUUCGAGUGUUUGCAGCAACAAGAAUGGUACUUGUGUUUCUGCAGAUAAUUGUGUCUGUAAUGAAGGAUAUACUGGUGAUGAAUGUGAAAUUCCAAUUUGUUAUGGAGUACUUUCGAACAACAAUUCAGUUUGUUCAUCUCACGGAAAUUGCACAAGAAGAGAUAAUUGUGAAUGUCAUGAAGGCUAUUCUGGUUCCAAUUGCGAAAUUCCAAUUUGUUAUGGCUAUCGUGCUGAUGAUCCUUAUGUUUGCAACCGUCAUAACGGAACAUGUAUUUCCUAUGACAAAUGUGAAUGCCUUAAUGGUUAUGGUGGUAUUAAUUGCUCAAUAUUUACCUGUAAUGGCGUGCUUGCGAAUGAUACAGAACACGUUUGUGAAAGAAAAGGUUACUGUAAUGGUCCUAACACUUGUAUCCCCUAUGUAUGCUUUGGAAUUGAAAGUACUAACUCGAGUGUUUGUUCAGGCAAAGGCUCAUGCUUUGCCCCCAAUAAUUGUACUUGUGAGGCUGGCUGGGGUGGAGAUGAAUGUACUGUUGAACUUGCUUGGUAUUGUCAUGGUAGAAACAACUGUUCUGGCCAUGGUAUUUGUGUCAGCUCUGACGUUUGUGAAUGUAGUGCUCUAUUUACUGGCGAUAAUUGCUCAGAGCCCGUAUGUAACGGCAAAUAUGGAAUGGAAGCAUGCACUUCUCGUGGUACAUGUGCUCACAAAGAAGAUGAAGGUGCUAACAAAUGCGAAUGUAUUCCAGGAUUUACUGGUAGCGAUUGUGAAUAUCUUGAAUUGUCAAACAAUAACUGUACCUAUGAUUUAGUGGAAUCGAUUCUUUUCAGCAAGGAUACUAUUGUACAAUUGAUAACAGACCUCUCGUGCUCAAAACAAGUCGUUGUGCACACAGAAGACAUCUCUUAUUUGAAUUUACCAUCUCCUCUCUCUAUAACUGAACCUAUUUUUGUUGAUGGAAAUUAUUUGUGUGUACUCAAUAUCGAAGACCAACAUCCACUCCUUGUCAAAAUAUCUCCACGCGAAGAGGUCAAGAAAAGAUCCUUGUCAACGGUGUCUAGAUUUGCUAUUUCCACCACUACCAUCUCCUGUGUGAACAGAAUUGAUAGAUUAUUCGUUGAUAAGGGUGGAUUAUUUGCAAUCACAUACUCCAAUGAAAGAAUGAGUCUACUGAUCAACGUUAUUGAUUCUUCCUCAGCAACCACAUGUACAGAAUACGAUUCCUUAAAUUUUGCACCACCAUCGAGUCAGUUUAUCUUUGAUGCAACUGGAAGUGAUGUGAACGAUAUUUCUCUAUUGAAUAUUGCAAACUCUACUCAUGUACUUGUGAAGGCAUACUUUAGAAGCAAUAGCUCCACGACUUUCAUCAGCUACGAAGUGGAUACCAAGACUAUCUCUACCAUUCCUGUACCCACACUAACAGCACAAACAAGAUUUAUUACUUCCCUGUUUGCUGCUCAUCAUAAUGGAAAGGAUCAAGAGAUUCUUGUUAUUGCUGCCAUACACAAUACCGAAACAUCAAUUUACCUCAAGAAUCCAGUUUCUCAUGAAGAAUUUGCGCUUGCUAGAUCAUUCCCGACUCAAUUCGGUCUAUUCGCUCAACUUGGCGAUGAUGUUCAGCUUGCCCAUAUUGGUUCUAAAUUAUUCAUGAUUAAUAGUAACAGAAGCCUGGUCAUUAUGAUCUACAACGACGAGAUUGUGUCAGAUAUUUAUUCAAUGUCACAAAUGUUACCAUUGACAAACAUGAACUCUAUUACUCCAAGCGUGUUAGGUUUAUCAAAGACUAGACUGCCAUUCAGCGGAACAACGAUUGGUAUCAACACUGAUCACAUUCCACGUCGCUCUCUUGUCACUGCUGUUGUCAAUGAAAAAUCAUUCUCCUUCACACUUACAGAAUCUUGUAUGUCAGGAUAUUCCUAUUGUAUCACAUUUGGCAACAAUGAAAUGGAGUCAGAAUUAAUUCACAGUAGAUCAAAGAAGGUUGAUUUAACAUUUAACAUUCAAUUACAAAGCACCAAUAACUCUACGAACAUUAUUGACAUUCCUACAACAUUGAACCUUACGUUCUAUGACAAUAGAUUGAAAUAUGUCAAACGUAUUGCCAAGAAUACUCUGGAGAUCUCAGGUACAUUCUUUAAUACCUCCAAGAUUACAGUUCUUUACGAGUUUAAUGUGAAUGGAGUUGCCAAGAACAAGAUGGUUUCUGGAAACUAUAUUUCUGAUGAAAAAAUCAUUGCCCCAUUCAAGAUUUCCGAGAUUACAUCUUUCAUUCCCGUUCAUGUAAGAGUGUCCAUUGAUGGAGGAGAAGAAUACACAAAGAAGGAAAUCCAAUGUAUUGUUAUUUAUCAAGACAUUGAACCCACUAUUGUCACUCCUCCUGUUGAUCCUACCACAAAUACUACAAACCCACCAACCACAACACCUGAAGUGGAAACUGUUCCAUUACGAGAGGAAGAAAUGGGUGCUCAAGGUGUUCUAGUCUUCUUACCCUCAAUAUUGACUUAUGGUACCGAUGAGGAAGGAAAUGAAACAACUCCAACGACAUUUGUAGAUCCAAAGACUGGAAAGGAAGAAAUUGCAGUUGUUAUCCCCAAAUUUACUCCUGUCAUUUCUGAGACGACUGGCGAAAUUAGUGUCAAGAUUACACUUGGAUUUGUGAACAAUGCAACCAAAGAGAAAUGUGCUGGAAAAGGAACGGAUACAAUUCAAAGUUUAAUUGCUUCUGACAGAAAAUUCUCACUCAUUAACAAACAUGUAUUCAUGCAAUUCUCAGUGGCCAAACCAGAAGUAUCCAAUGCCAAUAUUAUGGAAAUGGUUGUCACUGGUUCUAAUGGCGUUUAUUUCUCUAGCAGCCUUGGAGUACGAAAUGGAACCAGAAAAUUCAUCACAGAAAUGAGAUUCAAUGCUAUUACUCAGAGCCAGCUCAUCGAUUGCCCUUAUCCAUAUGACAUUACACAGUUAUUGGACAUGAGUAUUGAUCACGAUUUUUCAUCUUUGGAUCCAUCUUUGUGGUCCAAACAAGACACUUCCACUUGGAAAGCUUGGGCUUCACUCAAUGUCAUUAAUCCAUCCCUUAAGAAUUCUCAAAUUUGCAAGUCAAGAUUUAAUUUACCAAUCACAUAUACUGAAUUUAUUUCCAAGUUUGCAGAAAACUUUACCUUGUCCUUUGGAAGCAGUGUCACUUGUGAGGAUGUGACAACCAAGCCAUCUGUAACCAUUGAAUCCGAUUUGUCAGACAUGGGUGUGACUUGUAUGAAUGACAAGUGCGUAUCUGCCUUCUCAUUAGCAACUAAGAAGACUCUUGACUGGACAAUGAUUGCUGCAAUAGCUGGAGGAGGUGGUUUUGCUCUUAUCGUUCUACCAAUUGUACUUCUUGUAAUCAUUGCUGGUAUUUGCUAUUACAGAAGAAAGAAGAAGCAACAAAGCUCCAAGUUUGUCGUCUAUGAUCAUGGAAUUGCUGGAGUUGAUGAUUUGCAAUCUGCAAUGAAUGAUUUAUUUGAUAAGAUGAACGAAAAAUCAAAUGACACUACGAGUUCAGCUUCCUCCAUUGGCCAAAAUCCUACAGGUAAAAAGGCUGAAGAUAUUGAAGAAGAUAAUGUAGUAGAUGCUUAUCAAGCAGCUUAUAGCAAUUGGAUGUAA